Messenger RNA from Zingiber officinale, 749 nucleotides. RefSeq lists its product as uncharacterized. The coding region runs from base 166 to 573 and encodes 135 amino acids. NCBI's taxonomy places the organism in Eukaryota, Viridiplantae, Streptophyta, Magnoliopsida, Zingiberales, Zingiberaceae. The record is from RefSeq and is a predicted model, not a curated record. The transcript is spliced from 2 exons.
AUAAAUAAGGAUGACUAGUAAUUAUUAGAUAGGCGGAAUUUUAUUUUAAAAGAUUAAUUAUUCAAUGCGAACUCAAUCCCUAUUCUUAAUUUACCUCUCAGCACCAACUCAACUAUUCCCGUGGACAACGGCAGCUCUGUUCUCGAUUUCUCUGUGUGCUUCGCGAUGGCUGAUGCAAACAUCGUUUGCUCCAUGUGCGGCGAUGUCGGCUUCGCCGAUAAGCUCUUCCUCUGCUCCCGCUGCAACCACCGAUUCCAGCACUCCUACUGCACCAACUACUACGAGGAGGCCACCUUUGCCGCCCCCGCCGUCUGCGACUGGUGCAUCAGCGAAAGUAAGAGCACGAGUGAAUCAAAGCGUGGCUCCUCCAUCCUCUGUUCAAAGAAGCUGCUGACGGCCAGCAGAGGUCACUCUACCGGUAGCAGUGGCGAAGGCUCCGGCGACGACCGAAAGGUUAAGCAACGUCGUUUCCGGGAGGAAACCCGCGGCCGCGUCAAGUCCGACGUCACCAGUACUGCUUCUUCCAAGCCCACAGGCCGCAGGUACAAGCUUCUCAAGGAUGUCCUAUCCUGAUCAUAUGAACAGAGCUUUGCUAAUUAGUACAUAUAUGUAUAGCAUAGUCUGCAGUGCGUGUGUAUAGCUAGUUGAUCAUCAUAAAAUGUUAAUUAAUUUGCUAUAUGUUCAAGUAGUGGUAUAACAUAUAUAAUAGUUUAAUGGGGGCAAAGGCACUUGCAAUGGAUGCGAUUUUG